AUGUGGAUCGGGUUGAAUAUAGUGAUAGCCACACUGCUGGCCCUCACAGCCAACACAAUUGCCAAGGAGGAGCAACUACUACCGCCAGCCACGAGCUAUGGUGUACCGGACUACAGACAGACCCGCUCUCUGGGUGGCAUUGGGGAGUACAGCGGUGGUCUCGUUGGUCUCUCAACGGAUCUCAGUGGCAUUGGCACAAGUGAUUUGAGCAGCCUUCCAACUAGUUAUAGUCCAGUUGCAAGUGGUGUAGCUAAUGACUUUGGUGGUAUAUCCAGCACCGCCAAUGCUUACUCAACCACACUCGGAGACUUCAACAAUUUCGGUGACGAUCUCAGCGCUUUACAAUCGGUGCAACAAAUACCGGUAUAUUCUACACUACAGCAAGUUCAGCAAGUGCCAGUGGUAUCGAGUCUGCAAACUGUACAGCAGGUGCCUGUUUUAACGGAUGCCCAACAGCCGUUGGUAGUACAACAACCUGCGCUCGGUGUUGAGGGGCGCAGUUUGGGAGGCGCUGGUUUGGGUGUACUUGGUGGUGGUUUGGCAGGUGCUGGCGGCAUUGGCGGUGGCUUUGGUGGUGGCUUCAAGCGUUAUCGCACGAGCGUGCACAUACGUUCGCGUGGAUUUGGCGGUGGCCUAGGUGGUUUUGGUGGUGUAGGUGGUUUAGGUGGAGGCCUGGGUGGUGGCCUGGGUGGCUUCAAAGGCAUCGGUGGCGGUUUCGGCGGUGGCCGCUAUAAGGCGCACUACACAGAAAGUGGAGGCGGUGGCUUUGCCGGUGCUGGCGCUGGACUGAUAGGCGGUGCCGGUGGUGGGUUCUUAGGCUAG
Messenger RNA from Ceratitis capitata (Mediterranean fruit fly), 822 nucleotides. RefSeq names its product keratin, type II cytoskeletal 2 epidermal. The transcript has a single exon. Bases 1 to 822 code for a protein of 273 amino acids. Lineage: Eukaryota; Metazoa; Arthropoda; Insecta; Diptera; Tephritidae. The record is from RefSeq and is a predicted model, not a curated record.